This is a messenger RNA of Balaenoptera musculus (blue whale), 2192 nucleotides long. RefSeq names its product forkhead box C2 (gene FOXC2). The record is from RefSeq and is a predicted model, not a curated record. Gene Ontology annotation, molecular function: DNA-binding transcription factor activity, RNA polymerase II-specific; RNA polymerase II cis-regulatory region sequence-specific DNA binding. Gene Ontology annotation, biological process: cell differentiation; regulation of transcription by RNA polymerase II; anatomical structure morphogenesis. Lineage: Eukaryota; Metazoa; Chordata; Mammalia; Artiodactyla; Balaenopteridae.
CCAUUCCCUAAAAGGGACUUCGCCUCUUUUUCCGGGCUCGGCAGGGUAGCACUCGGGACCCCGGCUCUCCGACCCUCACGGCUGCCGAUUUGCUGGGGGGACUUGGAGAGCCGCCUUCCCCUUCCUGACGCGGACAGAGGGGCCAGCCUUGGUCCACCGCGCGCGCUGCAUCUCCGCUCCGUCCCCGGCCGCCCGCCCGGGCUGCCACCCGCCGAGUCCCGAGAGCGAGCGGGCGAGCGAGCGGGGGCCGGCGCUGCGUUCGCCCGGGCGCGCCCUCCAGGAUGCUGCUCCGCGCGGUCCGCUGAAAACGGGCGCCCCUUCCCGGCCCAAAGGCGGGCGCCCCUUCCCGGCGCCUCCUCCAGCUCACCCCUGAGGCUUCUAGGCGCCCGGGGCUCCCCCCGCCUGCUCCCUUCCUCCCUCUCUCGCUCUCUCGCUCGCGCUCGCUCUGGUAGGGCCUUCCUCGCGGUCCGUGCGCGCAGGCGGUGGCUAGCUGUCUCGGACGCAGCAUGCAGGCGCGCUACUCUGUGUCCGACCCCAACGCCCUGGGAGUGGUGCCCUACUUGAGCGAGCAGAAUUACUACCGGGCGGCGGGCAGCUACGGAGGCAUGGCCAGCCCCAUGGGUGUCUACUCGGGGCACCCGGAGCAGUACGGCGCGGGCAUGGGCCGCUCCUACGCGCCCUACCACCACCACCAGCCCGCGGCGCCCAAGGACCUCGUGAAGCCGCCCUACAGCUACAUCGCGCUCAUAACCAUGGCGAUCCAGAACGCGCCCGAGAAGAAGAUCACCCUGAACGGCAUCUACCAGUUCAUCAUGGAUCGCUUUCCCUUCUACCGGGAGAACAAGCAGGGCUGGCAGAACAGCAUCCGCCACAACCUCUCGCUCAACGAGUGCUUCGUCAAGGUCCCCCGCGACGACAAGAAACCUGGCAAGGGCAGCUACUGGACCCUGGACCCGGACUCCUACAACAUGUUCGAGAACGGCAGCUUCCUCCGGCGCCGGCGGCGCUUCAAGAAGAAGGACGUGCCCAAGGAGAAGGAGGAGCGGGCCCACCUCAAGGAGCCGCCCCCGGCGGCGUCCAAGGGCGCCCCGGCCCCCCCCCUAGCGGACGCCCCCAAGGAGGCCGAGAAGAAGGUGGUGAUCAAGAGCGAGGCGGCGUCGCCGGCGCUGCCGGUCAUCACCAAGGUGGAGACGCUGAGCCCCGAGAGUGCGCUGCAGGGCAGCCCACGCAGCGCGGCCUCCACGCCUGCCGGCUCCCCCGACGGCUCGCUGCCGGAGCACCACGCAGGCGCACCCAACGGGCUGCCCGGCUUCAGCGUGGAGAAUAUCAUGACGCUGCGAACGUCGCCGCCGGGAGGCGAGCUGAGCCCCGCGGCCGGGCGCGCGGGCCUGGUGGUGCCGCCGCUGGCUCUGCCCUACGCCGCCGCGCCGCCCGCUGCCUACGGCCAGCCGUGCGCGCAGGGCCUGGAGGCUGCGGGCGCCGGGGGCUACCAGUGCAGCAUGCGCGCCAUGAGCCUGUACACCGGGGCCGAGCGGCCGGCGCACAUGUGCGUCCCGCCAGCGCUGGACGAGGCCCUCUCGGACCACCCGAGCGGCCCCACAUCGCCCCUGAGCGCCCUCAACCUCGCCGCCGGCCAGGAGGGCGCGCUCGCCGCCGCCGGCCAUCACCACCAGCAUCACGGCCACCACCACCCGCAGGCGCCGCCGCCCCCGCCGGCUCCCCAGCCCCAGCCGGCGCCGCAGCCCGGGGCCGCCGCGGCCCAGGCAGCGUCCUGGUAUCUGAACCACAGCGGGGACCUGAACCACCUCUCCGGCCACACGUUCGCAGCCCAGCAGCAGACUUUCCCUAACGUCAGGGAGAUGUUCAACUCCCACCGGCUGGGGAUUGAGAACUCGACCCUCGGGGAACCCCAGGUGAGCAGCAACGCGAGUCAGCUGCCCUACAGAUCUACGCCUUCUCUCUACCGCCACGCAGCUCCAUAUUCCUAUGACUGCACGAAAUACUGACCUGCCCCGGCCCUCCUCUGCCCUGGCCCGCUCUGGCUUCGCCUCCCAGACGCGACCCUCUCAAACAGUUCAGGCUGCAGAGACGCAAAAAGAACCCAAACUUGCCCACCGCUUUUUCCGCAGACCCGGGAGCAGAGAGAGCGCGCGCGCCAGCCUCAGCCCUCUGCGAAGCGCAGGUGACUUUAA